Molecule: messenger RNA, 2335 nt
Organism: Chrysoperla carnea
Lineage: Eukaryota; Metazoa; Arthropoda; Insecta; Neuroptera; Chrysopidae
Exons: 5
Coding region: 163-1224 (353 amino acids)
Source: RefSeq, a predicted model, not a curated record
AUAAAUUUCUAGUAUUUUAAAAUUAAAUUUAAAAAAUACCCGUUAGAAAUUCAAAUAAAUUUAUCAUAGUCAACUGUAAACUUACUUGUUGGAUUGAAUAAUUUAGUGUUUUAAACAUGAUCGAUUAAUAACAACAGUACAAAGAAUUAGAAGAUCAGUUAAAUGGCAUUUAAUAUGGAACGUUUAUCAAGAAAAAGAAAUCUUUUUGCGUCUUAUGUGAAAUUUAUUUCAAUAUUUGUGCUUUUAGAAUUGUUAUUAAAUGUAAUUGGAAAUUGUAAUUGUGAAUAUACAUACAAUAGAAAUUCACAGCAAUCGAUAUCGAAGGAUAAUCGAAAAUCGUACAGAGAAAGUUUAUGUCCCCCAACAUUUAUACGAUUGUCCAAUAAAUGUUAUUAUUUAAGCGAUACCAGCGAAACAUGGUUGGAUGCGUUCUAUAAAUGUAAAGAUAAGAAAAGCGAAUUGGCAACAAUAAAUCAAGCAUUUGAAGAUCGGCAAUUGAAGAAAAUUUUACAACAAGGGAAAAGUAAUACUCGUUGGAUUGGUGGUAUAUUAAAUGGUGAAACCUGGUCUUGGGGGAAAACAGCAGAUUCUAUAACUUACAAUGGAUUUAUAAAAGCUUUGCCAAAUAUUACACAUGAUGGUAAAUUAUACUGUGUGGCAAUGGACGCCACGAAACGUUACAGAUGGACACCAGAAAAUUGUUUCAAUUCCAAUUAUUUCAUUUGUCAAAAAUUACAAAACCGUCGAAAAAAUAAUAAACCCAUACCAAUGCGUAAGUACAAUAAUAAUGGAAUAAGAAACGAAAAACGUCGUAAAACGAAACCAAAAAAAAUCAAUAAAAAUAUUAACAACUACGAAAUAAAUAACAACGUUAUCCCUGAAACACAAAAUGAUGUGGCGUAUACAAAUACCAAUAGCAACGCGUACGCAUACACAAAGAAACCACGUCAAAUGGUCAACUUAUUGAAGAGCGUAUCAAGACGAUGUCGAGAUAGAGAUGCGACAGUUUUAAAGCACAUCAACUCAACAUUAUCUGACGAUGAAUGUAUUGAAUUCUUCAUUGAACGAUGGCAACGUAGACAACGAAAAGCAAGGGAUAAUCGUACAAAACAAUUAUCAAGGGGGAAAGUUAAAACUAUCACACCAAAAACGUUAAUUCAAUAUCGAAAUAGUGAAUUACAUCCGGCACGUAUUGAAGAAACUCAUGACGUUUAUAUUCAUUGAAUUAUAAACAACAAUAUGUUUCCAUUGUAUCCUCGCUAUUAUUAAACUUUUGAUACUACAUAUUUAACGAAGAACAAUAAAUUAAGUUUAAUAUUUUUUUAUGUUGCUAUUUAAUAACAGAAAAUAUAAUAAUAUUCUCGAAGCUACGUCGAUGUAAUCAACUUUGUUUUCUGAAUCUUAGGCUAAAAACCGGAUGUAAAAAUAGAGCUAUUUAGUAAACAGAUAUAAUUUUUAGGAUAUAUAAUGUUCAUUGUGACUAUUAAACGUUGCUACUAGUUUAUAAGUUUUGGUUAUUAAAAUAUCUUUCUAAAUAUAUAAAAUUGCUUCUGUUCAUCUUCAACGUAGUUAUGGGAACUCUAAAAUAGUUUGUUUUAUAUGGUAAGUUAGUGGUUGACCUGCGCAAGUUAAGGCAUUUAAUUAGUAUGAAGAUAAAGAAAUAAGAAGUUCCCAUCUGCCACAUUUAUCGCAAUGAAGUGAAACCGAGAUUGAGCAUCCCCCAGCAAAUGAAUGAAGUUUUGGUAAAAUAAUUAUAAUAAGCUCUAAUAGUCUCAAUGAUUAUUGUACAUUUUGAAAAUUUUCUUUUUUACUAAUUGAUUAUUUACAAAAUACAAAGUCUCUUACCGAGGAUUUAUAAAUUCUACUCAAAAAAUAAACUGGUCACAUCUUACUAUGGUUUAAUUCUAAGUCAGAAUUGUAGAAAAAUAACAGCUCGUAAAAGAGUGGAGCGCAUUUAUAAAAAGAAGAAUUUUGCAGUAUAACGUAUCUACCUAUCUAUAUUUUUUACCUUUUACUCGCUUUUUUCCCUACUUUUCCUGAAAAUAGAUAUCAUCCUGUUUGGUACAAAACAGUUCCAUUUUUUUUACAGUCAGCUCUCUGACUAUUAGGAAUAUUAGACUUCCGUUGUAGACUUUUUGUAUAUUUUUAUUACUAUUUUAAUCUGUCAUUUUUGCAAUAAUAUUUAUAAUACCUAAUAAACUACAAACCCAUGCUAAAAUUUUCGGGUGAAAUGACUCACCAGGAAGCACCAUGGCAUUUAAGUACCAUGGCAUCAAUUUUGCGCGGUACAGGUGAGUACCGGUGAGAAUAUGAAUGUCACAUCCCGCCACUACUA